AUUCGCAAGCUUGCCUUCGCUAUUAUUCACUCAACUACCAUUAUACUCCCGGUUUGGUACGAAAUUCUCGAAAAGAACGAGUUUCCCAUUCGGUUGAUGCCCCGAGAUGUUUCGACUCGGUGGAACUCAACCUUCGACAUGUUAGAAUUUGCCAUCAAGCACCGCCUUCUUAUCAACGAGAUUACCGAGGACCGAAAGAUGGAUCUGUGGAAGUACGAACUUUCAGAGGAUGAGUGGGUUAUUGCUGGCCAGCUGCGAGAUCAGCUCAAGGUCCUCAAAGACGCUACACUAUACUUCUCUCGAGGUUCACCUAACCUUGCUGCGGUUAUCCCUGCCAUGGACCAUAUCAACUUUGUCUUUAGCUCGAAUGCUCUCAACCCGGUGUAUCGACUUUCUAUCCGUGCGGCCCUUGGUAUUGCCAAGAGGACUCUCAACCGCUACUAUAACUUGACAGAUGACUCAGAAAAUUAUCGUAUAGCAAUGGUGUUACACCCUCGGUACAAGCUCCAGUACUUCAAG
Stereum hirsutum FP-91666 SS1 is the source of this 519-nucleotide messenger RNA. RefSeq lists its product as uncharacterized. The record is from RefSeq and is a predicted model, not a curated record. NCBI's taxonomy places the organism in Eukaryota, Fungi, Basidiomycota, Agaricomycetes, Russulales, Stereaceae. The transcript has 3 exons. The annotation marks the transcript as partial.